CUCUCUCUGGCCUUAUCCUCUAUCCGAUUAAUCCAAGAAAGAGCCACACCCCGGGCUUGAGCCACGGACGCUGUUCCGACCUGCCCUUGAGUGGAUGAAUCUCCCUCAUUAAACUUGCGUUCUUGAAUGGAAGCACGUAAGGAUGGGUGUAACUCAGGCUUUCGAACUCGCUAAAGAUUGCAAAGCCAUCAAGCUUGUUGAUCCACAGAAAGAAGGUCCAUGCGAUAUUGAUGGAUCUGCCGUUUCUUACAUGAAAUUCAAGACCACAGAGGGACGGUUACUGCUCAAGCAACUGAAAAAUAUGGCCAAGGAAGAUGUCUCCAUUGGAAUCCCUGGUCCUGUCCUUCGUCUUGCCCACUGGGAUCAAGAAUCAUGGUCUUUGCCGUCCCCGGUAACGACCAAGGGUCUCGCAUCGGACCUGUCUGCACUGAAUCUGUCUACGGCUCCUCCGAACUCGUCUUUGGCUUGCAAUGCUUCUUCGAUCAACUCAACGACUAUUCAACAGGUAUCAUCGUCAUCGGGCCUGCGCUAUUCGGCACCAGCACUUUCCUCUGCUGCACUAUCGCCUCCUUCACAUCCUCCGGUGGAUGUAUAUCACGAACUGAACUCCGCUCGCGAUGUUGUUUGGCCCCUCGUAGCCAACGUCCCGAACAGGAUCUACGGCAGAUUUUACAAAAAGUCAGAAGAUUUCAUUCACUAUGAUGGUCCACCGACAACCUAGAAAACCUUUGCCCAUGAGAGACGGCAGCGGGCCACAAAAAAACAAAUCCUCAAGUUGUCCGAGUAUCUCGGAAUCGCCGAGGCACGACUGUCGCUAAUGGAGGCAAAGUCCAACUUAUCCAACAGCCAGGUCUCUCGAUUUAAAUCGUUUCUCAGCAAAGUCCUGUUUCCCUG
Messenger RNA from Gamsiella multidivaricata, 894 nucleotides. RefSeq lists its product as uncharacterized. The record is from RefSeq and is a predicted model, not a curated record. Lineage: Eukaryota; Fungi; Mortierellomycota; Mortierellomycetes; Mortierellales; Mortierellaceae. The coding region runs from base 143 to 721 and encodes 192 amino acids. The transcript is spliced from 3 exons.